Molecule: messenger RNA, 2047 nt
Organism: Nyctereutes procyonoides (raccoon dog)
Lineage: Eukaryota; Metazoa; Chordata; Mammalia; Carnivora; Canidae
Gene: MED29
Product: mediator complex subunit 29
Exons: 5
Coding region: 85-900 (271 amino acids)
Biological process (GO): regulation of transcription by RNA polymerase II
Cellular component (GO): mediator complex
Molecular function (GO): transcription factor binding; transcription coregulator activity
Source: RefSeq, a predicted model, not a curated record
AAACGGGACCUGGAGACAGAGACGCCAAGAAGAAACCGGGAGAGACGCUCUUGUGGCGCACUUCCGGCGCGCUGGGCGAGGAAGAUGGCUGCGUCCCAGCAGCAAGCUGCCGCUGCUUCGUCUGCCGCGGGUGUGUCGGGUCCGGGUUCGUCUGGUGGCCCGGGUCCGCAACAGCAGCCGCAACCACCAGCACAGUUGGUGGGGCCUGCCCAGAGCGGGCUUCUGCAGCAACAGCAACAGGACUUCGAUCCAGUGCAGCGUUACAAGAUGCUCAUCCCGCAGUUGAAGGAGAGUCUACAGACCUUGAUGAAGGUCGCAGCCCAGAACUUGAUUCAGAACACUAACAUUGACAACGGACAAAAGAGCAGUGAUGGACCCAUACAGCGCUUUGACAAGUGUCUGGAGGAGUUCUACGCACUCUGUGACCAGCUGGAGCUCUGCCUGCCUGCCUCUCCCUCUGCCUGUUACAGCCUGACAGCCUGCCCUACCCGCAGUACCUGGCAGUCAUCAAAGCCCAGAUUGCCUGUGCCAAGGACAUUCACACCGCUCUGCUGGACUGUGCCAACAAGGUCACGGGCAAGACGCCGGCACCACCUACAGGCCCUGGGGGCACCCUGUGAGCUGGCAGGGCUGGGAGUGGGGCAGGCCCCGGGGGAAGGGGACAGGGAGGGAAUGAAGAGUGACCUCAAAGCAGCCUGUCUCCGACUUUUCUUCCCGCCUGAGUUCUGUGGCCCUAGCCAGCAGGGGGCAGCAGAGGCCAGCAGGGGGCGCGCAGGGCGGGGCCUUGCUUCCCCUGGCAGCCUGCCGUCCUGUCCUGCCGAGCCCAGGAUGCACUUUGGACCCCCCGUUGAUGACCUCUUACAGGGCUCGCCCCCAGCCUGCCUGGGCAAAGAGCCCUGAUCUGCCUCUCUCCCUCAGUCUUUCCUGACUUUGUCCAUUUGGGGGUGGUCUUUCUCUAUUUGCUCCCUUUUCUAGCCGUUUCUCUGUGUGUUUCUAAGGCAUGUGUCUGUUGUCUGCCUCUCGUUGGGUCUCUUUUUGUCCAUUUCUCUGCCUCUUGGUCCUAUUUCCCUGUCUCUGACCAUCUCUGUCUAGUCUCCUUUUGCUCUAUUCUCCCAGUUCUAACUGGGACUCUAGUAUGAAGGGGGCUAGAUUCUGGGAGCCAGACCCCUAGGCUACCUGGGGUUAGAGGAAGGAGUUUCAUUUCCAAGGGCCACAGCCAAGUCCAGGGAUCCCCAGCACCUCCUUUGUCAGCCCAGCACCCCCAGUCCUUAGCCCAGGAAAGGGGAAGUGAAGGGGUUCUAGGCCCUGACCUCAGCAUGCCUGGUCUGGGAGCAGCUUACUCCCCCACCCGAACCCGGAGCCUGCGUCAGCAGCACUCAAACAGCAGCAUUGUGCAAUCCGUGGUGAAGCCUAGCCCAGCUGGAUGCCUGGGUCCCUGUAUUUUUAGCCCCAAAGGAGAAGUGAAAAGGCCCUAGCAGGGGUGAAUCAUCAGUCCUGGGGAAGAACCCAGGCGCCUGGGCCCCAGCUCCAGGAAGCAGGCCUUGGGGAGGGGGCUUCAGGGAAGGAGUGGCCCACCAGGCUCCCCUUUUCCCUGAGAGCAAGCCUCGGGAGCUCAGCCAUGGCUUUCAGGCCUGGGCAAGUGCAAGGCGGAGCUACCAGCCCAGGCCCAGCUGUUGGGGUGAGUCAGCCCGGUUGCGGGGACUGCCCCACCCAACACCUUCUGUGCCCUGGUUCCCAUCUCGCUGCCCAGAGGCCUCCUGUCCUGGACUCCACAUCUGUAAGGAAAGCCUGGGACGUGGAGACCUGUGAUUCGGCCAGAGCCCAAGUCCCCACACUAGAGUCCUGGGAAAUGGCCAGCCUGUGUGUGUGGGGGGGUGUGGGUGUGUGUGUGUGUGUGUGUGUGUACACACCCCAGGGAGUUCCUUUCUUAAAGUCCCAGGCAGGCAUGUAGGGCAGACCCCCAGGAAGGGCAGCAGGCCUCUGUGGGCACUAGCUGAAGAUGCUGCCCACAGGAAUAAAUGUGACACAAAUGCAGGGCACAUGUAUG